AACGCUACAUUAUAGUGAGGACAUCUUAAAUGAAUGAUCUGGUUUUAUCAUUGGGGAUUAGACGAAAUAAGCGACCACUGACCUCUUUCAAGCGACGAUCAACACAGGCCGAAUUCCGUAUAUUUUUGCGCAUCUGCAUGGUUCAGAUUGUGGGAACCAUGUCACAACACCGUUUGGCACGGACCAUCGCUGGAAUAUACGAGCCUAACUGCGUUUUGUAAAGGCUCCAUGAUCAGCAGCCGCAGGACUUACGAGGAUGGCACAAUAUCAGAAGGAACAAAAUUAAUGUCUGAUCCGUUUGUAGAGUAACUAGGCUGGUUACUCUAAGAUCCGUUGGGAGGCACUUCGAUUGAACGAAGAAUGCAUGUUGAUGAACGCCAAUCUUCUACAAGGAGGACGGGAGCUGAUGACUGACGGCUAAAAGCAGUUCGAUCAUCAAAAAUAAUCUGUCAUACCUCGGGGCGACCGAUAAUGGAGGAACUUCAGACAGAAAUAGGCAAUGGAGGCAGUCCAGAGAGUGUCAGCGGAGACUUGGGAGGAGUGCCGGAAAAGCUAUCGGAAAAUGAUCAUGGCCAUGCUAGCAUGGGUAACCAACAAGGCAAAGACGUUGACGAGGUGGAGGGUGCCCUUGCGCAUUGGACUGCAGGUGAAGAUGUAGUGGAGGGGAAAUUUGAGGAAAAAGUCGUCCAUGGUCUUCCGAAUCAUGUCUUUUCAAUAUUUGAAAGAAACAUCCGUUCUCUGCCCUACAAGAACAUCACGCGGCAAGAUAUUGUCAAAUUAGCAAGUCAGGUGGACAGGCUUUUGGUAGAGGAACCACGAGAUAUCAUAAUAAAAGGUGAGCCAUCGGACGGUGUCUACAUCCUCAUCGAUGGAGAGGCUGUGGUGGUAUCAGAGUCGGCUGAGGUCACUCUAUUCAACAUCAGUCCCGGGGACUUCUUCGGCGAGAUAUCGUGCCUAUUUGGUGUUCCUGCAACCGCCAGGGUGAAGAUACCUUCCUGUGCAAUCCUUCUUUUCGUUCAGCGCGACCACUUUAGUAAGUUCAAACGAGACGAGAGCGUGGGCAUGUUAGACUGGUACGUGAAGAGGCGUUACCUGGCAACAGACAAAAAUGUCUCCCUGAACUCCCCGUGGAAUAUUUCGAAAGAUGCAAUAGAGAAAAAGACAGUUAAGGAAGCUAUACAAACAUGGCCGUUAUUUAGCGGCUGGUCUGAGGAGGCACUUGACACAGUGGUCCGCACUCAUUCGAUGGGAAGUCUGAAUGCCAAGCUGAUCCUCUACCCCCCGAAAUCCACCAUCGUCUUUUGCGGGGACCCGGCAAAUGAUCUCAUCUUGCUAAUCAGAGGGAAGGCAGACGUUGUGGACAAGUCUCUGAAGAAUUCCAUGGUCAUCCAAGCGAGGAAAUACCCCUUCGUUCUUGGAGAGGAAGGUCUUUUUAUCGACAGAACUCACGUGCUAACUGUCAAAGCGAAGACAGGGUGUGUGGUGGCUCAUGUUGGCAAGGACGCCAUCUUGAAAGCCAAGGACAUGAAUCUGAAUGGUAGCAAUAAGGUCUGGCAGGAGGCCACGAAGAGAUGGCAGCGUGUGUUUGAUAGGCGGGACGCGGCCCUGUACAACAAGUAUAAGGUGUACUUACAGAUCGAGGUUUUGUAUAAGAUGUUUCGAGAGAAGGAGAUCUUCUUGCCCCUGCCCAUAGGUUUCAGCUACCACAUAUCCCUUCAAGCGGUGGCCUUUUCCUACAAGGCAAAGCAGGUCUGUCUUACAGAGGAGGAAUACGAGAAGAAGUGUUGUUUCAUGGUAAUGGUAGGCAAAUGCUCAUUGGCUAGCGACGAGAACACAAUCAUGUCAUAUUCACAGGGAGAUGUCUUCUGGCGGACAUCUUGGAUGCCGAAGAAGGCUACCGUCAUCGUGGAUAGUGUCUGUCUCGUUGUCAAAGUGCCUUACAGCGCCUUUCAGGAGGGGCUCAAGAAGUACCCCGGUACGAAGAUCGUUGAGCCUGAGAGGCCAGUUGAGCCAGAGUCGGAGGACGUCAUAUCUGCGGGCACAUCGGGAAUAUAAACGUAAUUCAGGCAGCUGGAUUAAGACAUGAGGCGUUGAAGACGUAGAUACCAGUACUAAAGUAUCACGAGGUUGAUAUUCCAGAUCAUCAUCUCUGAGGAUCUAUGUCGUGCCGAUAUAUUGGUCAUUUUUGUACUCAACGUGGAACUAUUGAAUAUGAGAUUGGUAGUAACUCUGAGCCAGAGAAUAAAUGCCCGUUAAAUACUUAAAACUGUGACCCUUUGGACUUGUCUAGCGCUAGCGUACGCCAACUCUGAACCAUGGCUAUCCAGUGCAGCCAACUCUGGCGCAAACGUGGACUAUCGCGUGUAUGCCAACAAUUAAGGCAACCGAAGCAAGCAUGGGCGACCGAGUGUAUAGCAUCUCUGAACCAUGGCAAACCAAUGCAUGCAAGCCUUCUCUGCCGAUGCGAGCAAGGGCCAUUUUAGUGUAUCCGCCUUGAGUGUAACUCAUGUAUGUCAUUGACUACCGAGUGUGUGCCAACUCUGAACAUGGCAGCCCAGUGCAAGCCACCUCUGCCGAAGCAAGCACUGUGUGUAAUGCACGUCGAUAACGUGUGUUCAUUGAAGUAGGAACAUCUGGAAGUGUUCAUUGAAGUAGGGAUAUCUGAACAUUUCUACUUGAGAAUUCAUGAUUACAAGCAAUUACCCGUGCUCCACUCGGAAUUUUGGGCAUCGACACAAUAUGGAGUGUUUGAUAAUUGGUGGGAAGGAAUAAACAACAGAGAGAAACAUUUGUACAUGUAUUUCAUAUUAUUAUAAUUUGGCGGUUAUUUGCCGCUUAAAA
Molecule: messenger RNA, 2841 nt
Organism: Lineus longissimus
Lineage: Eukaryota; Metazoa; Nemertea; Pilidiophora; Heteronemertea; Lineidae
Exons: 13
Coding region: 472-2055 (527 amino acids)
Biological process (GO): potassium ion transport
Molecular function (GO): voltage-gated potassium channel activity
Source: RefSeq, a predicted model, not a curated record